AUGGAAUCAUUGGAUAGGCCAUUUACAGAAAAGGAAAUCAGCAAUGCAGUUUUUAGUCUACCCAAAGGAAAAGCACUAGGCCCGGAUGGAUACCCCAGUGAGUUUUAUCAGACAUUUUGGGACCUAAUUAAGAGUGACAUCUGUAAGUUCUUCAAUCAGUUUCAUGCCGGCAACACAGACAUAUCCAGAUUGAAUUACACUUUUAUAUCGCUUAUACCUAAGAAGCAAGAAUAUGACCAGGCUACCUUUAUAAAAGGGCGCCAAAUAAGUGAUAGUUUCUUAACAGUGGCAGAGAUCAUCUCUCACAAUAGAAGAAUAAAAACCUCAGGGGUGUUGCUUAAGCUAGACUUUGAGAAAGCUUUUGACAUGUACGUAUAUUGUUUCAAUGAAAAAAAUAGAUACCAAGACAAGUUGCCCAAUGUCGACGUUUUCGUGUGCACAGCAGACCCAAUGAUAGAACCACCGGCUAUGGUGAUCAACACUGUUCUUUCAGUCAUGGCAUAUGAGUACUCGCCGGAGAAGCUUAGUGUCUACCUCUCUGAUGAUGCUGGGUCUGAGCUCACAUUCUAUGCUCUCUUAGAGGCGUCUUGUUUUGCAAAAUCUUGGAUACCUUUUUGCAAGAAGUUCAAGGUGGAGCCUAGAUCUCCAGCUGCUUAUUUUAAAGAAGAACGUAUAGGCCCAAAAGAUGGCCUACAAGCUGCUGAAUGGGAAAAAACAAAGAGCUUGUACACAGAAAUGGAAAACCGAAUCAAUGAUGUUGUGAAAUUUGGGAAGGUGUCAGAAAAUAUUCGCCAACAACAUAGAGGAUUUCUUGAGUGGAACAGGGCUACAACUUCUCAAGAUCACCAAGCCAUUCUCCAUAUUUUUAUUGAUGGGAGAGACAAGAAUGCUAUUGAUGAUGAAGGCUUUACACUGCCCACAUUGGUUUACAUGGCUCGUGAGAAGAGACCCUAUCGCCACCAUAAUUUCAAAGCUGGAGCUAUGAAUUCUCUGCUCUCUCUCUCUCUCUCAUGCAUAUUGUGUUACAUUUCUAAUGAACAGGUAUGUGACAUAUGGUUCGUGCCAUUCUCAUAUGUGAUCACGGCUACAACUAUAUUUAAUUUAUGGGAGGCACUGUCGAUUGGAUAUACAAUGAAACAGUGGUGGAACGAGCAAAGGAUGUAUUUGUUCAAGAGAUUGGCUUCUUACUCCUUUGCAUUCAUUGACACAAUCCUUAAGCAUCUGGGUCUUAACAAGUCCACAUUCAUCAUCACAGCAAAGGUGGCUGAUGAUGAGGUCUUGAAGAGAUAUGAGCAAGAGAUCAUGGAAUUCGGCUCGCCUUCUCCCAUGUUCACAGUCCUAGCGACGCUUGCGAUGCUAAACCUUGUUUGCCUGAUAGGUGGAACCAAGAGGCUGGUGUUGGAUGAAGGAAUUGGUCUACUUGGCCCAAUGCUACUGCAGUUUGUUCUCUGUGGGUCUGUUGUCCUCAUCAACAUGCCCGUCUACCAAGCAAUGUUCUUCCGCAACGAUGCGGGAUGCAUGCCGACCUCCAUCACAUUGACAUCUGUUGCUCUGGCCAUGUUAGCUUACAUAGUUCCUGAGCAGUAUUUUAGGUUUCCAAGAAUUUCUUAAUGAGAUGAAAGGAACAGGAGUUCGGUUUGAAUCAUGAAGUCAUGGCACAUAAGAUGGAAAUAAGUUACAGCAAAGGCAAGUUCUUGUAUCAUGAGAUAUCCAUCCUUUUCUAGCCUAAAUAUUGAAGCAUUAAAGGGUCCUUUGACAUCAUCAAGGGCUUUACAUGUUGAAUUCCUUCAUGCAAAGACAACUUAAUUGUUAUUAAGACAUCUCUUUGUUGUAUCAAACUUUCAAUAUGUGAUUCGUCUACCUAUAAUUACAGAUUCUCAUCAAAG
This is a messenger RNA of Elaeis guineensis (African oil palm), 1886 nucleotides long. NCBI's taxonomy places the organism in Eukaryota, Viridiplantae, Streptophyta, Magnoliopsida, Arecales, Arecaceae. The record is from RefSeq and is a predicted model, not a curated record.